Messenger RNA from Varanus komodoensis (Komodo dragon), 1108 nucleotides. RefSeq names its product NmrA like redox sensor 1 (gene NMRAL1). The record is from RefSeq and is a predicted model, not a curated record. Bases 51 to 1031 code for a protein of 326 amino acids. The transcript has 7 exons. NCBI's taxonomy places the organism in Eukaryota, Metazoa, Chordata, Lepidosauria, Squamata, Varanidae.
GCGCUCUGGCCGCUGGCCGCGAACACUAUUCCAGGCAGGCCAGGCCAGGCAUGGCAGACAAGAACCUGGUCGUGGUCUUUGGAGCUACAGGGGAAAGAGACUCCAGUCUGAAGCACCAGAUGGCAAGCCCCACCUGCCCGCCAAUGCAGAACCCAGGCAGAGAUGAGCAAGGGGCUCAGGGGGGCUCUGUGGCAAGGGCCCUCCUCGAAGAUGCCACCUUCCAGGUACGAGCUGUCACCCGCAACCCCCAUCAGAAGGCUGCCCAAGAACUGCGCAGAAGGGGAGCCGAAGUGGUGAAGGCUGACCUGGAUGACCCCCAGAGCCUGGAGCUGGCCCUGAGAGCUGCCCACUCCGUCUUCCUUGUGACGGAUUUCUGGGAUCAUCUCAACAAAGACCAGGAAAUCUUGCAGGGGAAGCACGUCGCAAACCUGGCGAAGCAGCUGGCUUUGAGCUACGUCGUGUACAGCGGCCUGGAGAACGUGCAGAGGCUGACGGGCGGGCAGCUGCGGGUGGCGCACUUUGACGGCAAAGGCGAGGUGGAGGAGUACUUCCGAGCCAUCGGUGUGCCCAUGACCAGCCUGAGGCUGCCCUGCUACUUUGAGAACUUCCUGACCGUCUUCCGGCCCAAGAAGGCGCAAGAUGGAGACGGCUACGAGCUGGCUCUUCCCAUGGGAGAGGUACCCAUGGAUGGCAUGGCUGUGGCGGAUCUCGGGCCGGUUGUGGUCCAGCUGAUGAAGGAUCCGGAGAAGUACGUGGGCCAGAACAUUGGGCUGAGCACGUGCAGGCUCACCGCGGCCGAGUACGCGGCUCUGAUGACGAGGCACACCAGGAUGCGUGUGAGAGAUGCCAGGAUGUCGCUCGAAUCCUUUGAGAAGCUGGGCUUCCCCGGUACCCAGGAAUUAGCCAACAUGUUCCGCUUCUACAGAGUGCGUCCGCCCCGCGAUACCUCCUUGACCUUGAAGCUGAACCCGAAGGCUAGAACGUUCGAGCAGUGGGUGUCUGAUCACAGCGCCGCUUUCAAGGCCCUGUAGCGGGCUGCUAGCGAGGCCGGGCUGCCCGCAGCCACCGGGUCCUCCUCUCUCAAUAAAGCAGCACUGGCUGGACUGUU